Molecule: messenger RNA, 2574 nt
Organism: Sander lucioperca (pikeperch)
Lineage: Eukaryota; Metazoa; Chordata; Actinopteri; Perciformes; Percidae
Gene: klhl41a
Product: kelch-like family member 41a
Exons: 6
Coding region: 59-1852 (597 amino acids)
Molecular function (GO): protein binding
Source: RefSeq, a predicted model, not a curated record
CCUGGCUGCCUAUAGUUCUCUGUCUGUUGUAAACACUUCCACGUCCUGUCCUAGAAGAAUGGAUCCCCAAAGCAUGAGGGAAGAUCUCCGUCUGUUUCAGAGCACUUUGCUGCAGGAUGGACUCAAAGAGCUCCUGAAUGAGAAUAAGUUAAUUGACUGUGUGCUAAAGGUUGAAGACCGAAGCAUCCCCUGCCAUCGGCUCAUUCUGUCAGCUUGUAGUCCUUAUUUCCGGGAGCUGUACUUCUCAACUGAUGGCAAGGAAAUGGAUCAAAUGGAGGUUGUUCUGGAGAACCUAGACCCCGUUAUUAUGGAGGCCAUUGUAAAUCACAUGUACUCAGCAGAGAUUGACAUCAACGACAACAACGUGCAGGAUAUUUUGGCUGCUGCCAACCGCUUCCAGAUCCCCUCAGUGUUCACAGUUUGUGUGAAUUAUCUCCAGAAGACGCUGUCAAAGAAAAACUGUCUUGCCAUCUACAGGCUGGGACUGAUGCUGAACAGCGCCAGACUGGCAAUGGCAGCUCGAGAUUACAUUGCAGAUCGAUUUGAGACCAUAGCAAGUGAUGAGGAUUUCUUGGAGCUCGCUCCACCUGAGUUCUUUGCCAUUAUUGGAGCAGAUGCAUUGAAUGUACAAAAGGAGGAAGUAGUGUUUGAGACCCUCAUGAGGUGGAUCAGAAAAGACAAAGAGAAGCGCGUGAAAUCCUUAGAGGAGGCCUUUGAGUGCAUUCGUUUCCGUUUGCUCCCAGAGAAGUACUUUAAGGAGAAGGUGGAGAAGGUUGACCUCAUUAAGGCUGAUCCUGAGCUUCUCAAAAAAAUCAAAGUCAUAAAGGAAGCCUUUGCAGGGAAGCUGCCUGAGAAGAAAAAGGGAAAAGAUGAUGAGGAAGGAGAGGAGGAAAAGUUGCCCGGCUAUCUGAAUGAUAACCGCAGAUAUGGCAUGUAUGCCAAAGACAUGGUUCUGAUGAUCAAUGACACUGCUGCCGUAGCUUAUGAUGUCCAAGAGAAUGAAUGUUUGCUUGCUGCAAUGGCUGAGCAGAUCCCCCGAAACCACGUCAGCCUGGUAACAAAGAAGAACAAUCUGUAUGUGUUGGGAGGACUGUUUGUGGACGAAGAGGACAAAGAAAACCCAUUGCAGUGUUACUUCUACCAGUUGGACAGUCUCACUGCUGAAUGGAUUGCUCUGCCACCCAUGCCUUCCCCCAGGUGUUUGUUUGCUGUAGGUGAAUGUGAAAAUCUCCUUUUUGCUGUGGCAGGAAAAGAUUUACAGUCCAAUGAGUCUCAUGACACUGUUCUGUGCUAUGACAUUGAAAAAAUGAAAUGGACUCAAACAAAAAAGUUGCCCUUGAACAUCCACGGCCACUGUGUUGUCUCUGAGAACGGGCUGGUGUACUGUAUUGGAGGAAAAACAGAUGACAAUAAAGCAACCAAUAAGAUGUUUGCAUACAGCCACAAGAGGUCAGAGUGGAAAGAAGUGGCUUCCAUGAAGACGCCCAGGUCCAUGUUUGGGGCAGUUAUCCACAACGGGAAGAUUGUUGUCGCUGGGGGAGUCAAUGAGGAAGGCCUCACAGCUGCGUGUGAAGCCUAUGACUUUGGAACCAACAAGUGGUCACCCUUCCCAGAGUUGCCCCAGGAGAGGAGUUCAGUCAACCUGGUGAGCUGUGGAGGGCAGUUGUACACUGUUGGAGGCUUCGCCUUGGUGGAGAGCGAGAACGAAUGCGCACCCGGUGAAAUCAUCGACAUUUGGCUGUAUGAAGAUGACAAGAAACAGUGGACUGGUAUGAUCAAAGAGAUGCGUUAUGCAGCUGGAGCCUCCUGUGUGUCCAUGUGUCUAAAUGCAGCCAGAAUGCCCCAUCUGUAACAACAGUCUAGGGACAUUUAAAGCACGUUCACUUUACCGGUACUACUGUAGGCAAUAAUAUUAUGUACAUGCUCUUUAUUAAGUGGCUUGUUGUCAUUUAACAUAUCACAUGUUCUCUUUGCCUGUUCUGUGAGUGUUUCUAUGAAAUGUGUUAGUUUUAAUUGGCUUAUUUCUUGUCGUUUGGACCAGACUUAAUUGAUUCUGAUCUUCUAAAACACAUCACUUGUUGAGAAUUCCCCACUUUCACCCCUUAAUUACAAGAUUUUAUUGUUGUUACUGUUAGCUGGAUAGGUUUGCAUAAAAAUGUUUUCUUUUAAUCAGAAAAUAUUCAUCUUCCAGUCAGUUACAAGUACCGUGUAACUCUUCAGUAUUAAAACAUCAUCUCCACAGGCUUACUGUCCGUUUGACCUUUUAGAUUGGUUUGUUUUCAUGCAAUACUACACGGUUUAUAUGAUUAUUCAAAAUAUUGUGGCCCUGUCAUGGACAUUUUUUAAAUGUUUUAAUGCUGUUGUAGUAUGAGAAGUCACUAGUAUUCAGAACAGAUUGGACUAAACUAACAAAGGUUCAGUUAAAUGUUAAGGCCUUUUUAAUGUAUGAAUAAGAGUCUGCAUAUGUCACAUAUGUAAGGGACAAAAUGUAGUCUUGGGAAAAUGUUCAUGUUCAAAAGCUCUACAAUCACAGUUUAAAUCUGUGCGAAUUGGUAAACAAUACUCCCAAAGAGA